UUGCAUGCUCUCUGAUAGCCAGUCUGUCUUCAGUUCACAAUGGAGGAAUACCAGUUGAAGCCGUCCGCUCAUCGUCAAAUGUGCCAAUGUGCGUGUUCUUGUGGACAGGGAACAUGGCAAAGCCAACUGAGAUUUGCGGCGCCUCACUGCACAGCUGGAGCGGAGGUUUAUGAAGAUGACAGCUGGUCCCAAGCAGUCUUAGACCGAAUGUUACCGGCGACAUCUCAUAGGGCUGUGUGUCGAAAACAUGUGUAUCCGGCCAAGAGUAGCAGUGUUGAAAGGAAUUUCAUGCCAAAGCAUUUGGAUAUUUCCUCACGAAGUCCGACAAAUGGGUGCGUCGAAUCAUAUGGAACGUCGUGCAUGGGACGUUGGGUGCCGGAGCCCUUGGCUCAAUCUACUCCACCACUGCCGACUCCCCCACCGAUUCUUCAACAAGUUUCUACAACACCUAUCUAUUCCUUUCCGUUGGGUGAAUCGAAAGGAUCAUCUCAUGACUUGAAUUCGCACUCUCCAAUUGGGAUUUCAACGCAUCAUUUCGCGUUACCAUCACUUCAAAUCCGUACUGGCUCAGUAAAUGACGAAGUAGACGUACGUAAGGUUGCUGAGUUACCUCCUCCACGCUCCCCAUCACCCCCGCCUUUUCCACCAGGUUAUCCCACUGCAAACAUUGUAACACCUUACCAAGUCUCUUUUCUUGUAGAUCCCAGCACCCUUCCACCACCCCGUGCGAGCAUGCUAGAGCCUGAUACCUUAAUUCAUGAAUUUGGUGAUGUACCUGCCCUAGCUAGCCUGCGUGAACAUCCAAGUACGUGUAUACCUGUCAUCGGAAAUGCUCAGGUAAUUUACGCACCGCCAUCUACAGUGUCCGCUCGGAGUAAAGAAUCUGCCGUCGAUAGCACCGUGGUCUAUAUGUCCGCCAGUGAGUUAGACGACGAGUCAGAGCAGGUUGCGCCGCGCGUGUCUGCCCUCAAUGCCGCAUCAGAAACGCCACCUGCUGAAACGUGUCCGUCGAAUGAUGGUACGUCUGCCAAAAGCCAGCAGACCACUUCUAAAGGCAAGAGUGAGUCAAGGAGGCGGACACAUAAUUUGGCCGUCGCUGCUAGCAUCAUCAUGCUGUUGCUGACCAGCCUGUGCAUCGCCGCCGCUGUGAUGGUAAUCUACUUCAGGACGUCCGCGCAGCCAGCUCCGGGAACGUCCCCAAUGACGUCAUUUACAAGUAUUGUAACACCGACAUCGGACGUGCGAGUGAACCAACGGACCAGCGACGCAACAGGCAUGCAUGGCUUUGCAAGCACACUUGGAGUGACAGUAGACCCAGAACGGAAUUGCAGUAUAAUGGAGGUCACGUGCGACAAUGAGACGGAAACACUCAAUCUGGUUGACUGCAUCUGUGAUUGUCUUGAUGGGUGGACAAGAUCCACGAACGGGGACUGUAUUAGGUGUAUUGAAGCGGGUUGCAGUGGCAAUGCUACCUGCGACAUUGUACUACGAGAUGCUGGAUCAUCCCAGCCGAACGUCACUUGCCAGUGCGUGGGUGGAUACACUGGAAAUGGCGUGGACUGUAUUCCAGAAAAUAUUGACAGUCGUCAGUUUGAAGAUUCAUGGUAGGUAUAGUGAGGACCGAUCCCCCCCC
This is a messenger RNA of Sycon ciliatum, 1633 nucleotides long. RefSeq lists its product as uncharacterized. The record is from RefSeq and is a predicted model, not a curated record. The transcript is spliced from 5 exons. Lineage: Eukaryota; Metazoa; Porifera; Calcarea; Leucosolenida; Sycettidae. Bases 40 to 1608 code for a protein of 522 amino acids.